UUCUCUCACAUGUUCGCAAGUCGCUAAAUAAACUCUACAGAAGAAGCUGCGUGAUAUGGCUGCCUCCGACACUGAGCAGUAGACGAUUUCCAUCGCUGUUUAUUUUCGGCCUGUGUGAGAAAACCGGACCCAGAGGGGAACAACUGCAGAGGCAGAAUGGGGUUGACAAACAUCCUGAAAUCAGCAGCAGUGGUUUUACGAACAUGGACUGCAUCUUCGGGCUCGCCGUGCGGGAGUGUCACAGCAGGACGGCCGCUCACUCAGCUCGUCACCCGGAGUCUCUCAGUCAGGAGUCAUGAAAACUUCACAAGCCAAUCAGUCAGACAGUAUGCCCAAGCAGUACGAAAAAAGCAAGAAUUUCAGAGUCAACUACAAGACUUGUCACCAUCAAUGCUGAAACCUGAAUAUGCUUCUGUUCCACUUGCUCACACAGUUGAAGAUGUGGUCAAGAAGCUUCUCACACUGGAACUCGCAAGCCAUAGUGAAAAACUCCACUUGAAGAAGGAACAGCUGGUUGCAAAGGUCCGGAGGGAUGAAAAUGACCGCAGCUCACCGGAGGUUAAGAUUGCCAUUUUGACGGCACAAAUUCGCAACUUUCAGGAGCACUUGCAGAAGCACCCCAAGGACAAGGCUAACAAAAGGUGGAUGCUGAUGAGAAUUGACCAAAGGAGCAAAAUGCUAAAAGUCCUGAGAAGAACUCACUAUGAUGCAUUUGAGAAGGUCUGUCAAGAACUUGGCAUCUCAUAUACGUUCCCUCCAGAGUACUACAGACGGGCUACCCGACGCUGGUUGGCUAAGAAGGCCCUAUGCAUCAAGGUCUUCAAAGAGGUCCAGAAGCAAAAAGCAGAGCAGAGAAAUAAAAUGAAACAGUCACUGUCUCAGGAGAAGACUGAAACCUCAAGCACUAGUCCUCCAGAUGCCCAAGGGACUGCAAUAUAAUAACACAUAAAAGCUAAUCAUAUACAGUAACUGCAGUUAAACACCUAAACAAAGAAUUGGUUACCUGAGCCUCUGACAGCUGGUGUUUUCUGUAUAUUUUACCUUUAUCACGCUACAAAAACCUGAUGUUUCUUCAGUAUUUGAAGAUCCUGUGUCAAAACAUUAUGUCCGUCAAAAUGAGUCAACAUUGUCCAUCUGUCAACAUGACUAAAUAAAUGGUUUGUGCUGUGUUCAA
Messenger RNA from Pygocentrus nattereri (red-bellied piranha), 1174 nucleotides. It is a transcript of the gene mrps15, whose product is annotated as mitochondrial ribosomal protein S15. Gene Ontology annotation, cellular component: ribosome. Gene Ontology annotation, molecular function: structural constituent of ribosome. The coding region runs from base 157 to 939 and encodes 260 amino acids. The record is from RefSeq and is a predicted model, not a curated record. NCBI's taxonomy places the organism in Eukaryota, Metazoa, Chordata, Actinopteri, Characiformes, Serrasalmidae. The transcript is spliced from 8 exons. Gene Ontology annotation, biological process: translation.